UGAAGCCGCCGCGCUACUGAAUCUCGCUCUACUUGUUUUCUCCUUUCGCUUCCAGAGCCUCUUCUAGUCGAGCGGCGGGUACUUUCCGUGCCCCCCUUCAGCCUUCGCUUUGUUGCUAUCCAUAAAGAAAUAUCCUGAACUCAUCUCUCUUGAUGAGUGAUACCAUUCCUUCUGAUGCAGUUGGUCGAAGAAUUCUCUGUAAUGGAGAAUAUGGAACAGUACUUUAUGUUGGUAACGUUCCUCCUACAACAGGAAUUUGGCUUGGAGUUGAAUGGGACAACCAUGAAAGAGGAAAACAUAAUGGUAGCCAUGAAGGAAUACAGUAUUUCGAAUGCAGGCAUCCUACAGGUGGAUCCUUUAUCCGCCCAAACAAGGCAAAUUUUGGAGUAGAUUUCCUUUCCGCUGUUAAGGAUAAGUAUGGAGUGAAUGAAAAUGAGCACAAUCCGGAGAGUGAAACAGGAAUGCCAUUAGUAUUUGGAAGGAAAACUGUAGAAACAGUUGGAUUUGAUUCCAUUAAGAAAAAACAAAAGCAAUUGAAUACCUUGCGCGACAUUUCAGUAGAUAGGUGUGCCGUGAGUCUUGCAGGUCAAGAAGAAGAAAUCAGAAAAUCAUGCCCUAAUAUUCGGCAGAUAAACUUAUCAAGAAAUCUUCUGUCAUCUUGGAAAGAAGUGUUAGCUAUUGCCUGCCAAGUUGAAAAUUUAGAAACACUUAAUAUCAGUGAAAACAAAAUGAAAUUUCCAUCUGUUCUACCACCUGCUUCACAAACAUUUUGUAAACUCAGGAUUUUGGCACUUAAUCAGACUGGAGUGACAUGGACUGAGGUUCUUUUAUGUGCUACAGGGUGGCCGGCUCUUGAAGAACUGUACCUUGCUUCCAAUAGCAUUUCACUUUUAAAAAGACCUAUUGAUGUCCUCCAGAAUCUGAAAUGGCUAGAUCUUUCUAACAAUCAGUUAACUGAUGAAAAUCAACUUUAUCUCAUUGCGGAUCUUCCCAGGUUAGAAAGAUUAAUACUUUCAAACAAUGGAAUUUAUUCUAUGCACUUUCCUGAUGCAGCAUUUGGUAACAAGACUAGAAUGUUCCCUUCAUUAACUCAUCUGAUAUUAAAAGACAAUAAAAUAGCAAAAUGGUCUGUUAUCAAUGAACUUGACAAGCUACAAAAACUUGAAUCAUUUGACUGUCGGAAUAAUCCUUUGAUGGAUUCAGAGAACAAUGCAAGGACUUUAGAACAACUUAUUAUUGCCAAAAUAGGCCAAUUAAAGUUUUUGAACAACUCACAGAUUUUUCCUGAAGAAAGGAGGGGAGCAGAACUUGAUUAUAGAAAAAAAUUUGGAAUUCAUUGGUUAAAGGCUGGAGGUAAUCAAGAUCCAAAGAAAAAUAAACCAAGUGAGGAAUUCCUUGCUGCUCAUCCAAGAUUUCAACUACUCUGUGACCUCUAUGGUGCCCCAGAAGAUGGAGAGCUGGAAAGAAAACAAUCUUUUUCUCUAAAGAAUCAGCUGUUGACUUUGACUUUUAAAUGCCCCGACAAAGCUGACCAGAAGCCCAUAGAGAAGAAACUUCCAGAUUCUAUGACUAUCCAGAAGGUCAAAGGAUUGCUGUAUCGUCUACUUAAAAUUCCAGGCUCAGAACUGAAACUAUCAUAUGAAAGUUCUAAAGUAAGCUCAAAUUCAGUAAAGCAAGUAUAUGAAUUGAGACGUUCCAGAAUAAUACAACUCAUUACCCUGGUAAAAUCAAUACAUUGCACUCUAUAAUGUUGGAUGAUUGGUUUCUUUAUAAGAAAAGCAGUACUAUUGUUUUAAAAUCGAUGAGCUUCCUUUUCUUUAUAUUCCAUCUUAGUCUUUUAAGAUAUACUAGAUUAAUAUGUGCAAAUCUAAUAUCUAUCUCAAUCAUUUUCUUUAAAUCCCAGAUGAAAGGCAAAGAAGUUGAAUUGGACAGUGACCUAAAGCCCUUGCAAUUCUACUCUAUUGAAAAUGAAGAUUGCAUUCUAGUACGAUGGU
Molecule: messenger RNA, 1994 nt
Organism: Thamnophis sirtalis
Lineage: Eukaryota; Metazoa; Chordata; Lepidosauria; Squamata; Natricidae
Source: RefSeq, a predicted model, not a curated record